This is a messenger RNA of Pisolithus orientalis, 879 nucleotides long. Its product is annotated as cytidine deaminase-like protein. The transcript has 8 exons. Gene Ontology annotation, molecular function: hydrolase activity; zinc ion binding. Lineage: Eukaryota; Fungi; Basidiomycota; Agaricomycetes; Boletales; Pisolithaceae. The record is from RefSeq and is a predicted model, not a curated record. The coding region runs from base 1 to 879 and encodes 292 amino acids.
AUGUUCAUUGCCAUCGUAGGCACUCGCUGCGCAGGCAAGUCCGUCGUCGAGGACUACCUAAUAUCGAAAGGAUUCAUCGCCGUGCACCUUGCAACCAAAACACUCGGCGCAAAUCGAGGCACAGUGUUUGCCACCCCGAGUGAACUCCUAGAAUAUGUUACCCGACACUGGCAGUCCAACUUUGUCACCGUGGAUUUGACCUCAUUGGAGCUAAUUAGUCCCUUCAUAAAGAGACCUUUUUUCCUGCUUAUCAAAGUGGACGCGCCGUUAUUGCAACGAUACCGUCGCCACGAUGACGAUCGCGUUUUUGGCACGUUGGGACUUCAUGCCAUACGCCCAUUUGUGAAGGUCAACGUUCUCAACACGUUCCAGACAGUUCCGGAUCUUUAUAGCCACCUCGACUCCAUCAACGUUCUCAGCACAGAACGGCUACGGCCCCGAUGGGACAGCUACUUCAUGACGCUUGCGGAUUUAGCAUCACAACGCUCAAACUGCAUGAAGCGCAGGGUUGGAGCUAUCUUAGUGCGGGACAACCGCAUCGUAGCCACCGGGUACAACGGCACUCCACGUGGUGUGAAAAAUUGCAAUGAAGGUGGCUGUGCGCACUGCAACGGCGUUUCAAUUACUAACGGCACUGACUGUCUCUGUUUGCACGCUGAGGAAAAUGCUCUCCUCGAGGCAGGUAGAGACCGAGUAGGGCCGAACGCUAUUCUUUAUUGUAACACAUGUCCGUGCUUGAAAUGUACAAUAAAGAUCAUUCAGAGCGGCGUCAAGGAGGUAGUCUAUCACCUGAGUUAUAAGGUUGAUGAGGACUCUGCUCGACUUUUUCAGGAAGCCGGAAUACACAUCCGACGGCACUUUCCAACUACGAUUGCGUGA